Columba livia (rock pigeon) is the source of this 706-nucleotide messenger RNA. Its product is annotated as interferon-induced transmembrane protein 5-like. The transcript is spliced from 2 exons. Gene Ontology annotation, biological process: bone mineralization; bone morphogenesis. The record is from RefSeq and is a predicted model, not a curated record. NCBI's taxonomy places the organism in Eukaryota, Metazoa, Chordata, Aves, Columbiformes, Columbidae. Gene Ontology annotation, cellular component: plasma membrane. Bases 11 to 388 code for a protein of 125 amino acids.
CUGCGUGGCCAUGGACACCUCCUACCCGCGGGAGGACCACAAGCGGGGGUCGUCCACUGCCGACCCCGUCCCCCCACCGCCCCGCGACCACCUUGUCUGGUCCAUCUUCAACACCAUCUACAUGAACUUCUGCUGCCUGGGCUUCGUGGCGCUUGCCUUCUCCGUCAAGGCGCGGGACCGCAGAGCGGCCGGGGACGUGGAAGCCGCUCGGCAGUUCAGCUCCAGGGCCCGGUGCUACAACGCGCUGGCCACGGCCGGGAGCGUGCUGCUGCCACUGGCGCUGGCCGCGCUGGCCGUCACCGGCGUCAUCCACCUGGCCCAGCUGGCACACGACUCCGUCGGCUUCUUCACCUACCAGCUCGGCAGGAGCGACAGCGAGGACAAGUGAGCGGCGGGCCAAGGGCUUGCAGAAACUCCUCCGCGGGGCUGGUGGCCCCCCCAGAGCGGCCACUGGCCCAGCACGACCCACCCAUGGCCACAAGCUCUGACACCCGCCGGGCAGCGUGUGUGGGGGGAUGCAGCCCCCAGGCUUCUCCUGCUCCUCCCUUUCCUGCACCCCCUGCCCCACGGUGCCCGACACCCCCCGGCUGCUUUGGGCAGCUGGAUAAUUGGUGUUUGCCCCAGGGUUUUAUCUCCCUUUGUCCGAUGUGCAGCACAGCAUCCCCAGGUAUUGAGCACAGCAUCCCCAGGUGUGCAGCAUGACAUC